UGCCAGGUCAUACAAUACUACAUUUUACAGAUAAAACCUCUCGCAUAAGAGCUGGUGUAGAUGUCAUCAUUGGAGCAGAGGCCAACAAAGAGGUGUCCAGCAACUCUGUGAGUGGGAUUACACUGGAUCAGUUUCAAUUGGUAUGGCAGAGUUCUUAGAACUAGACUGGACAGUAGACUGGAAGGAAAGAUGCAUUGCUUUGGAAUCUCAGCUGAUGAAAUUUCGUCUGCAAGCAAGCAAAAUAAGGGAGUUGCUAGCAGAGAAGAUGCAGCAGCUUGAAAAACAAGUUGUUGAUGCAGACCGUCAAGCAGAAAAGGCUUUUCAGCAGGUCCAGAUUAUGGAAGAGAAACUAAAAGCUGCUAACAUCCAAACCAGUGAGUCAGAGACAAGGUUGUAUAAGAAGUGCCAAGAUUUGGAGAUACUGAUGCAGGAGAAAGAUGACGUUAUACAGAAUUUGGAGCAACAGCUUCUAGAGCAGAAGCAAAUAAGAAUACAAGAGGCAAAAAUUAUAGAGGAAAAAGCAGCAAAGAUCAAAGAAUGGGUGACUGUCAAGCUCCAUGAGCUAGAAGUAGAGAAUCAGAACCUUCGCAUGAUCAACCAAAACCAGACUGAAGAAAUGAGGCUGCUGCAGAACAAACUGCAAGAACUUCAGGGAAAGAAAUCUGUUCCUGCAACACAUAAACCUUCAGAAGGCCAGCGACUGAGCAGCUUGACUUUUGGAUGCUUCCUAAAUAGAGCAAAAAGCCCGCAACAAGUUCCUAAGCCAGAAGACCCAAACAACUCUGCAUCAAAGCAAGCUGAACUGAGUGAAGGCAACAGCAGUCUAGAGAAAGAGAACCAGGAAACAUCUUCCGUUGGCUCAACAACGUAUGGAAAUAAUAGAUGUCUGAAGCCCUUACAACAAAAUGCUUUUAUGCUAGAACAAAGACAAGCAGUAAAGUCAAAAGAUCUAGAUAGUAAUGUGUCAAAGAAUUCCUGCAUUACAGUAAGCGAUUGGAGCUCUGACGAAGAAGAAACAGGCAAGAGCAGAUCAAAAUCUAGGUGUGCAUCUACUCUUUCAAGCCACACAUCUGAAGAGGGUACAGGAUACAGCAGAAUUGGGAGUGAAAUGUACUUGACAGCAUCAGAUGACAGCAGUUCUUUUAUGGAAGAAGAAGGUUUCCAAGCUCAAGGAAAUAUACACAAAAAAUUAUAUUCUUGGCAACAAGGGUCACCAUGGAAAAACCAGAACCAUGUCAUUGGAAAAAGCAAUUUGGAAUCCUUCGGCGACAAGAAAGACCAUGAUAGUUUUUCUGAUGAACUGAAUAAGAGGUUUCAGUCCCACAAGCUGGAUUAUUCAUCCUCCUCUAGUGAGGCCAAUACUCCAAGUCCAAUUCUAACCCCAGCUCUAGCUCCUAAGCACCCAGCACUGAUACUAGCAGUGGACUCUGACAGACAGCUGGAUUCUCCAUCAAAUUUGCCCCCUCCAAAGCUGAGGACUCCAAGUGUCUUUGCUCUAAACACAGCAUUGGCAAAAAAACAUUUUAGCCAACCAUCUCUAUGUUCAGACAAAAUGUUCGGCAAAAACAGAAAUGCAAUUAGCAUGAUACGUCCCUUUAAGCCUCAGGAAACAGAUAUUGAUCAGUUGGAUGGAGAAGGUACAGAUGUCUUAGAAAAGAUGGAUAUUGACUGUAACGAUGAACUCUUUACUUAUGAUGCCUGUGAAACUCAAUGUCCAGAAUCCUUGGACUCAGGUGAUGCAAGGAGAACUGCAAGCAGCAAGCCUCCUACCCCACCACUGCAUCGAUUCCCCUCUUGGGAAAGCAGAAUUUAUGCUGUCGCCAAGUCGGGUUUACACUUUUCUGAGGCCUUUAGCAUGGACUCCUUCAAUAAAAGUUCUACUUCUUCAACUUCAUAUUCGUCAUCAGGACUUUACACGUCGUUAAUAUACAAGAAUGUGACUACACCAGUCUAUACUACUCUUAAAGGGAAAGCAGCGCAAAUCAGCAACAACCCAUUUUUAGAUGAUUCAUCUGGGUCUGAAGAAGAAGACAGUUCUCGAUCUAGUUCUCGAACAUCUGAAUCAGACUCUCGAAGCAGAAGUGGCCCAGGUAGUCCACGGGCCAUGAAGCGAGGUGUUUCUCUUUCUUCAGUGAUAUCAGAAGGUGAUUAUGCCAUUCCUCCUGAUGCUUACUCAACUGACACCGACUACUCAGAACCAGAACAAAAGUUGCCAAAGACCUGCUCAUCAUCUAGUGAUAAUGGGAAAAAUGAACCACUGGAAAAAUCUGGAUAUUUGUUAAAAAUGGGUGGUAAAGUAAAGACAUGGAAACGGCGAUGGUUUGUUCUCAAAGGAGGGGAAUUGCUUUACUACAAAUCUCCGAGUGAUGUAAUAAGAAAACCCCAAGGACAAAUUGAACUAAAUGCCUCCAGUCGCAUUGUGAGAGGGGAUGGAAAACAAACAGUUCAGCUGACUACUGAAAAAAGAACAUAUUACUUGACUGCAGAUUCCCCAAACAUUUUGGAAGAAUGGAUCAAAGUACUGCAGAAUGUUCUUAAAGUUCAGGCUGCAAGUCCACUUUUUAUUCAACCAGAUGUCAAACCAACCAUGAAAGGCUUGCUUACGAAGGUGAAACAUGGAUAUUCCAAGAGAGUGUGGUGUAUGCUAGUUGGGAAAACUUUGUAUUAUUUCCGCAGCCAAGAAGACAAGUUUCCUUUGGGCCAGAUAAAACUUUGGGAGGCUAAAGUUGAAGAAGUUGACCGGUCCUGUGAUUCAGAUGAAGAUUAUGAAGCCAGUGGUCGUAGUUUAUUAUCAACACAUUAUACUAUUGUCACCCAUCCUAAAGAACAAGGCCCCACUUAUCUGCUUAUAGGAUCCAAGCACGAGAAGGAUACUUGGCUCUAUCACCUGACAGUUGCUGCUGGGAGCACAAAUAUAAAUGUUGGGACAGAGUUUGAGCAGCUUGUCUGCAAACUGUUAAACAUUGAAGGGGACUCUACUUCUCAAAUCUGGAGACAUCCAACUCUCUGUCACAGCAAAGAUGGGAUUACUUCUCCUCUUACAACUCUCCCCUCAGAGGCCUUGCAAACAGAAGCUAUAAAAUUAUUUAAGACUUGCCAGCUGUUUAUAAAUGCUGCAGUGGACUCUCCUGCCAUUGACUACCAUGUGUCUUUAGCUCAAAGUGCUUUACAAGUGUGCCUCACACAUCCAGAGCUGCAGAAUGAAAUUUGUUGUCAAUUGGUUAAACAGACAAGAAGAAGGCAGCCGCCUAAUCAGAUAGGACCAAUUCAGGCCUGGCAGCUUUUAGCGCUCUGCGUUGGACUCUUUCUUCCACAGCAUCCCUUCCUUUGGCUCAUCAAACUUCACUUGAAGAAAAAUGCAGAUUCCAGGACUGAAUUUGGAAAAUAUGCAAUUUACUGCCAGCGAUGUGUAGAAAGAACCCAGCGGAACGGUGACAGAGAAGCCAGACCAUCAAGAAUGGAAAUUCUUUCCACACUUCUAAGGAAUCCCUACCAUCAUUCAUUACCCUUUAGUGUUCCUGUGCAUUUCAUGAAUGGCAUAUACCAGGUUGUUGGGUUUGAUGCUUCUACCACUGUGGAAGAAUUUCUGAAUACACUUAAUCAGGAUACAGGAAUGAGAAAACCAGCAGAAUCAGGUUUUGCUUUGUUUACAGAUGAUCCCUCGGGCAAAGAUGUGGAACACUGUCUCCAAGGAAAUAUCAAGAUCUGUGACAUUAUUUCUAGAUGGGAACAGGCAUCCAAAGAACAGCAUUCUGGGAAAUGUGAAGGGACAAGGACUGUAAGGCUUACUUACAAGAACAGGCUUUAUUUUUCAAUGCAAAUUCGUGGAGAGACAGAAAGAGAAAAGUUGCUAUUAAUGUAUCAAACAAAUGAUCAAAUUGUAAAUGGUCUUUUCCCUGUAAACAAAGAUCUGGCACUAGAACUGGCAGCACUUCUGGCACAGGUGGAGAUUGGUGACUUUGAAAGGCCUUUUUCAACUCCAGCAGGACAAAUAACUUCCCCCUCGAAAUCAAAUCAGACUUUAAAACAAGUUAUGGAGAAGUUUUACCCAAAAAGAUAUAGAGAUGGAUGUUCAGAAGAACAAUUAAGACAGCUUUGUCAGCGGCUGUCAACAAAAUGGAUGGCUCUCCGAGGUCACAGUGCUUCAGACUGUGUGCGCAUUUAUCUGGCUGUUGCUCGAAAAUGGCCUUUCUUCGGUGCUAAAUUGUUUGCAGCGAAGCCUCUGCCAGUAUCAGCUUUGGAGAAUACCUUGAUAUGGUUUGCUGUUUUUGAAGAUGGCAUACACAUCCUUGAGUACACCUCAAUGAGGUUAAUAGCAACAUAUUUAUACAAGAACCUGAUGACCUUUGGAGGCUAUCAAGAUGAUUUCAUGCUGGUGGUUAAUAAUGUCCUCACACAAGAAAAGCCAACCAAAAAACUUUUGUUUACUAUGCCCAGACCAAAGAUUCUUGAAAUUACUCUGCUGAUUGCCAGCUACAUUAACAGCUGUCACCUGCAAAAGGGAUCUGCCCAUCACCUGUCUGCUCCAGCAUCACUGUCUCCACAGGCAGGAAGACAAAAAAGUAAUAUUGGAUGUCAACCAUUUUUGCUGAAGAAUAGGCCAACCAAAGGACCCACUUUGCUAUAAAAAGAUCAGAUACCUGUGAAAAUGUAUGCUAGUUUAUGUAUUUUCAAGUGGUUACACUGGGAAGAGGAAUAAUGCUUUGGAAAUAAGAAUUUCAACCCACUCUUUUUCUUCUUUUCCUUGUGAUCUAUGCCAGUGCCCCUAAUUUAUCCUCCAAAUUAAAAUAUCUCAAGAAGUACAUGAUUAAUGACAAAAAAGUGAAUUGUGAAAGCUGUCAGAGUGCACUUGGUGUUUGCGGGUACCGUAGUUAUAAUCAAAUCAUUCCACAAAGUAUUUCUUUAUAUUUCUGAAACAGUUUCAAGAAAAGAAUGAAGCUUCCAGUUGGUUGGUUAGCAUCCAUGGUAACUUGUUGAAUCUAAAUAAUAUACAUCUUGUUUAUGACCAGAACCUAACCAAGCGAGCAAAGGAAAAAUCAGACUCUGCUUCCUACCAGUUUGCUUCUUUACACAUUAUUUUACAACAUUAAUACAUGGAAGAGUAAUCUCUUCCACCUCCCGCCUCCCAAGUUACUCAGUAUUGAAAUACCAAAUCCUGAGCUUUCAGCCUCUUUUGACACGUAACUGUAUUAAUGUGAAAUGCUUUAAUUGAAGUUACACUUAGUGUUUAAGUGCUUAGAUAAAAUCUUAGAUUUUUAUGUUCACGUUCUUAGAGAGUACUUCUUCUGCUAUCUUUUCCAUCAGUCUUCUUGCUUUUUAAAUCUAGUCUUUUAGACCUGGGUUUCUUAUACCGAGUGUCCCAACCACAAAUUGGGGUCCCCUUAGCUCAGUGUUUCUCAAACUGUGCUCCUCCAGCUGUUUUGGACUUCAGAUCCCAUAAUUCCUAACUGCUGGUAAGCUGGUUGGGAUUUUUGGGAGCUGAAGUCCAAAACAUUUGAAGGAGCAGAGUUUGAAAAACUUAGCUCAAUAUUGGAGUCCUGCAAAACUUUUCUGAGUGCCACCUAGUGGCUGUUGUAGACAUUUGCAGUGCAGUAUUUACAAUGGACUGCAAAGGAUGCUUCAUCUGUACUUCAUAAAAAGAAAAAUCAGCUGUUCAGCAAGUCUUGCAAAUGCUGAUUUGUUAUCAGUAAAUGUUUGAUUGCUAGACCUGUUUUAUAUAGCUACAUACCCGGGGUCAUGUAAAAAUUGCUCAGGCCAAAAGAGAUCCUGAGUAGGAAAGUUUUAAGAAGCCCUGUUUUAGUCUUAAAAUCAUCAGGAGGCGGUCUUUUAUUUAUGUUUGGACCAUGUUCAGUUUGUGUAUUAUAAAAAAUGUUUUGUUUUAGCUGAUGCCAGGUGUUAACGCUUGUACACACAUGAGAGUUAAGACUUGAUGCUGCACACACAAAGCAAUGGAUCGAUCAUGCAUACAUAAACUCUCCCUUACAUCUGCAGAACUCACCAUGGGUUGCAGUGGGAGCUUUUCAGUAUUCUCUGCCAGUGGAAGGUCUAACCCAGUGGUUCUCAACCUGUGGAUCCCCAGAUGUUUUGGCCUCCAACUCCCAGAAAUCCUAACAGCUGGUAAACUGGCUGAGAUUUCUGGGAGUUGUAGGCCAAAACAGCUGGGGACCCACAGGUUGAGAAACACUGGUCUAACCAUUAAUUCUACCUGCCUUCUAGAAACAUACUUUCCACUGUGGCAGAGCAUCACAUGUGACAGGAAGCGAAAAUCAUAUUUAAAAAUAUAUCCAAUAUAUCUAUGUAUUUAUAUUCAAGAUAAAUGUCCAGUGUGUUCACAAUAUUAUCCUUGAUUUGUUGUUCCUUAAGGUGCUACUAGAUUCUGGCAUCUUUGAAAUAUCACUUUAGAUAAUUUUCACAGAAUUUUGCAUCCAUCAUGUUUGCUGCUUGUCUCAAUGGAGACUAAUUGUGGUACACACUUUUAUAGAGUGAAAUAAUGUGAUUUUACUAAUGGUACAGAUUUAACAAUCUUUUAAAAGUGUAUCAUGCAUAACCUCAGUCAUACCCUCACCCUGACCCUGUAAAAGAGAACUGCAUUGUAAUUAGCAUAUUUCUUUCAUUCUAAGGCACACAUUUUCCCCAUAUAAACAUCUCAAAAAAAUGUGGUUUGUCCUAGAAUUGUGGGUGAUACCUAUCUGUCUGUCUGUCUGUCUAUCUAUCUAUUUAUCUUUCUUUUUCUUUUGGUGGUACUAAAAUUGGUGUGUGUCUUGCAAUCAAAGAAAUAAAAUAUUAUGUUUAUGACCUAU
This is a messenger RNA of Anolis sagrei ordinatus, 6800 nucleotides long. The record is from RefSeq and is a predicted model, not a curated record. NCBI's taxonomy places the organism in Eukaryota, Metazoa, Chordata, Lepidosauria, Squamata, Anolidae.